CUCCGGUCCCUCCCGGUCCCCAUGUCCCGUCCGGACGCCCCGGCAGACUCCGACCCCCGGUACCGCGGGAGCCUGCAGCACCCCGCCGGCUCCCGGCAGCCGCACCCCCUGUACCGGACCAGCAGCCAGGCCUACGGGAGCAGAGCCCCCACGGUGCACGAGAUGCCGACCACCUUGCACGUCACCUCACAUGCGUUUUCGAACACUCUGGCACAGUAUGGCAUGUACAGAAAUAACGGGCUCAACACCUACCUGGACAAGAGCCACGUCACCGGCCCAGACAACUUCAUCACCCCCCAUGACACCCUCAACUUCCAUCCCAGCUACAACGCCAGCGGGCCGUCGUACUGUUAGGGCUGCGGCACCAGCAGCUGUAAUACCAACCCGCUUCAGUUUAGUGCUGGUUGCAUAGGUAAAAAAACAAAUCCCCCCCCCAAAAAAAACAAGCAGGCAAACAACAGCACUGACCUUACCCUAAAUCUGUGAUCACAACAGAAACGUAGGCUGUGCGCAGGGAAUUAAGUGGGUAAGCAAGUCGGUGUGACAUCCACAGUGUUGAGAGAGUCCUAAACUUAAUCUCCUGUUUGGAGCUGUUGUCUUAAUAAAGAAACACAUGCAGGAAAAUAA
Oxyura jamaicensis (ruddy duck) is the source of this 627-nucleotide messenger RNA. RefSeq names its product chromosome 17 C9orf116 homolog (gene PIERCE1). The record is from RefSeq and is a predicted model, not a curated record. Gene Ontology annotation, cellular component: axonemal microtubule. Gene Ontology annotation, biological process: axoneme assembly. Bases 22 to 354 code for a protein of 110 amino acids. Lineage: Eukaryota; Metazoa; Chordata; Aves; Anseriformes; Anatidae. The transcript is spliced from 3 exons.